AUGCGCAGGGGCUUGUGGGGCCGCAGGGGCCGCAUCAUGCUGGUGCUGGGCGCCUUCAUUGGCAUGCGGCUGGCUGCGCAGCCAGCCGCCGUCCUUGUGCGGGCGGUGCUGCGGCCGGGGCAAAGGUCAAGAGCGCGAGUCUUUGCUGGCGCCACGGAGGCUGAGAGUCGCCUCGAUGCCCGGGAUGUCGACUUCAUGCAGCGCCUGCAGGGCCUGGCGGCGGAGGUGCUGGCGCUGCCGAAUCUGACGGCCCACCAGCGCCUCAUGUGGGCGACCUCGCUGCGCCUGGACGCCGUGCCCGUGCAGGAGUUGCCCCCAUGGUUCUGGGAGCGCCAGAACAUCACCCGCCGGACUCCAGGCGUCGACCUGCUGAGCUUGGACGGCCGCCGCGGCAUCCGCUGCUGUGCGGAGGCUGUGGAGUUUCAGCAGGUGAGGCGCUUCCUGCGGCUGGCCAAGUGGGUCUACAAGGCCUCGGACUGCGUGAUGGUCACGAGCAGCCCUGAUGUGCUUUCAAAGCAAUCGCAGAAAUGGCUGCGCAGAUCGAAGGCGAAGCGACAAACCUUGUCUUUCACAGCACCUCGUCGGUCUAGGAGGCUUAGCAGGAAGCCCUCGAAAGUUCUGCAAGCGGAUUCUUCAGAUCCCCCGCUGCGGCCGUGCCAGCGGGAGUGCCUGGAGGCGUGCGCGAAGGGCGCGCGGGUCAUUGAGAUGGCCUGUGGAACGGGCAAGACGCGGGUCAUGAAGGAGUUGGUGCGCAACAUCUCAGGGAGGGUACUGCUCACGGUGCCUUUGCGCGCAUUGCUGGAGCAGUUUGCGGAGGAUUUCCCAGGCUUUUGCAAAGUGGGAACAGGGUACAACAAGCACAUCAAUUGGAAUGCGAAAGGGUUUCUUGCUGUGACAGACUCGGUUCGUAUGCUGAAACGGUUGGAGUUUGAUGCCAUAUUUGUGGAUGAAGCUCAUCACCCGCAAGCAGGAUUUCCAAAGACGCAAGACUUGUAUCGCUUCUCUGCCACCCAUUGGGAUGAGCCGGAUUUCCGCUACAGCAUGGGCCAGGCCAUGGAGGACAGAAUCUUGUGCGAUUACGAUCUUACAGUGCCGGUUGUGACGCCUCACCACGGGCACACUUAUUUGAGCUUGGCGGACCUUCUUCUGAAGCAAGCCGGGAGGUUUAGGCGGAUCCUGGCAUAUUGCAACUCUGUCCAAGAAGCCAAGAGCUUUCGGAUGGUGCUCCGGAGGCUGGGCAUGGCGGCUUGGCACAUGAACGGUGGCACCCAGCCAAAGAAGCGCCAGAAAAUCCUAGAGCAGUUUUCUGGUGCCCUGCAAAAACCUGUCCAUGUGCUGGUGACGGUCGAGGUGCUUGGGGAGGGCAUUAACAUCCCUAAUGCAGACACCUGUAUGUUUGUGGAACCGCGAGGUAGCUACCGGAGCAUUGUACAAGCAAUUGGACGUGUGCUGCGGCCUCACCCCACCAAGCCACUUGCGCACAUCGUUUUGCCUGCAGUUGCCCUGACGCCUCAAGGUUCAAAACGCGGUGAGUUUUCGGCCCCGCAUGACGAGCACACAGUGCCCAUGGCACAAGUGCCUCCAGAAUUGUCUGAUGACAGCGAUGAUGGCCUUGGUCGCCUUCGCAAUCCUGGAGCGGCAACGGGCAAAGAAACAACCGGUUUGCUUGCCCAACAUGUCUUGAACGCUUCUCUUUUCCCUUCGCGGAACACGAGGGCAGCGCAGGACAAGCGGAAACUGCUGGCCCCGCAAACCGAUCAUGUGCGCGUGAAGCUUCUCAACAAGAUGCCAAUUGAUGGCAGCGCACACCACAUGCAAAAGCAAGACGAGCGAGAAGACGCGCGACUUGCAACUUCAGCAGGUGCCCAAAUUUUGCGAUCAGGCGGACUGCGGGGCAGCAGUGAGGAUGGUGCAGGGCAGCAGGUUUCCAGCACUACUGUCACUACUGCGAAAGCUGUGGCAGGCAGCCACCCUCAGUCCCUCCAGAUGGCUGGUGCAGCUACCGAAGACCUGCGUAGACAGGUAAGGGGGCUUGAAGCGCACCAGGCACCUCAAAAGCCUAAACGCAUGAAUGCAGAAGCUGCAGCUGAGAAGUGGCAAGGACGCCGGGCACCAGGAACUCCCUCCCAUGAACUGGUAUUACGACCAUAUGAUGCCAACAUGAUAGCUCACGAUGUGAGAAAGCUUUCACGUGGCAAGGUUGCAAGCGCGGGUUUGGCAGAAGGAAAGAGGAGCGAAAGCGCGGCCUCCUUGCAAGCUACUUGGGUGUUGCCAGACCAUGUAAAGAGCCCAGCUGUCAUUGCUAACCCGACGCAGUAUUGUCCAUCAGGAGGUCGCGCGGAGCCAGCUCUGAGGCGGCGUGGCCAGAAGCUCGCCGUACGAUGGCGCGCAGAAAGCAAAUUAGCAAGUGGCUUCAACAGCCAACUGCAAAGGUUCUUCGCUGCAUUGGUUCGUGCAGACCACCGCUUGUUUGGCCUGGGAAGGCCUCUGGGGCAGCGUGUCCAGGUUGUCGACUGCUCGAGGGCCUGGCGCAAGGUAGUAUGCAUCAACGAGGUUACCGACACCAUCUUCGCAGAGCUUGCAGCAGUGCUGCGCAAGCAGGAUUUAUGGGAUUUGCGCUUCAGAGAUCUGGAGCGUUUUAUCAGCAAGCAUGGUAGGUUGCCUAGGGAGACGGCGCGCAGGUGCGAAGCAAGAUCGUUGUGCUUUUGGCUUCAAAACCAGGGGGCAAAAGUUCGUUCGCAGCAGAUGCUGCCGCACAGGCUCCACCGGUUUCUGAAUGCCACAUCACCCUUGAUUCGCAAACGCGUACAAGUCUGGAUGGACUUGCGCCGCCCAACUUUCGAAAGGAAGUGCGAAGAGCUGCGGGAAUACAUCCUGGCCAACGGCACGUUGCCCUCAUUCUCACGCAAACAUGGCUUCGCCGCAGAGUACAAUCUGGCUGCGUGGCUGCGCCGCCAGACACGCGGAAUUUCCAUCAUGGAACCCAUGAAGUGGAAGAUGCUGGAGGACAUUCAUCCUUUGGUGAAAGCAAAGCUGCACUCCGAGUCAACAAGCAUAGCGCUGGUGAAUGUAGAGGUUUGGCAAGCGAGGUUGCGUGAGCUUCUUGGGUUUGUUGCUAGGGAAAGACGGCUUCCGCAGAAACUUCGCGAAGGCGGGCUAUAUAAGUGGCUUCUGCUACAGCGUCGCCGUUUCCGCUACGGCAAACUGCCGUCCGGGCUGGCGCUUCAACUUCAGAGGUCACAUCCACUUAUCGUGCAACUCCUGCAGGGGGCUACAGGCACAAUGCAGGCAACGAGCUAG
Effrenium voratum is the source of this 3300-nucleotide messenger RNA. The record is from the annotation of a GenBank genome assembly. NCBI's taxonomy places the organism in Eukaryota, Dinophyceae, Suessiales, Symbiodiniaceae.